UUCAGUUCUUUCAUAUCCAUCGGAAGUUGACUCUCUGUUUCCUUUAUCAUUGUGUUACCUAUUCUUUGUGAUAAACGUUUAACAAAUGUAUCAACUUUUAAUUGUCUCUAAAUGUGUUAACUCUUAACUCUUAAUGAUUAGUUAUUUGUCCUUUCUUGUAACUAUUGAUCAUCAACUAUGAUUCCUGAAUUUUCUGUACCGAUAACAGUGUCCAUCUACUUGUGUCUUCCAAUAAGAUAUUACCGUGUUGCCCAUUUGACAAAAUGACCAUUUAAUUGGCUUAAUUUCAUUGAAUUUUGAUGCCUAAAAUGAGUUGUUUGAAUCGUAAAAGGAUAUUUUACUUUUAGAUUUAUCCUGAAGAAAAACGUGUUUCUACUUUGUAGAUUUGUUGUACACCAGAUGGCGGUAUAAGCGAUUUUUUGCUUAAUUGUUGAACAGGAUGUUGCCUUUCAUAGGAAGUUGUCCGCCAUUUUGAGAAUUGUGCGAUUCAUUUGUUAGCAAUGAACAAGGAGUAAAUUAAUCUGUUUUAUUUAUUUCAAUCUAAAUCAUCUUUUUUUCUUCCAAUUGAUAUAUUUUAUAAGUUGAAAAUUAUCUUCUGACUAAAUUGAGCUGCGAAAAAUGAUACCAGCUAAUCAUUCGCUGAUCAACAAAGAUGCCAAUAAGUAUGAUGAAACAACUAUUUUAGAGUACCUUGAGAAAGAAUAUCAAAGGCGCCGAGAAAUGUACGUUGACCACGUUUUAGAGCUGUUCUAUCUCGAACAACAGGGACCUUUUAUGGACUACUAUAGCUGGCGUAAGAGACCGCCGACAGUUGCUCUUUUACAACAUUUUAGAGACAAUGUAGCUGAUUCGGAUCAAGAUUUUGAGCAACUUCAACUUAUCAAAACCUCGCUGGAUUCUGUAAGCUGUGGCACAAAUAAACCUACUCCUAUCAUAAGUUUAGCCGAAUUAGCAGCAGUUGCAUCACAUGUUUCACCUUUUGCAACGCUACCUGUCUCAUCUGCUUCAUUUUCAUCAUCUAGCUCUGCCAUCACUAGUCGUUCAUCAACAGCGCCAUUAAGUUCAACAUUUUCAACAUUAAAACCAUCAUCAACUGUAUCAAGCCCUUCAUCUACAUCUUCGUUGGUGGUGACAACUGGUUCUUCAGUGCCAACACCGCCAGCAACUUUAACUCCCUCAACUCCAAUACCCUCCUCACCUUUGUCUUGCGCACCUACUUCACCUGCUGUCGCAUCAGUACCAGUAACUUCUAAUUCCUUAAUAUCUACAAGUGAGUCCCUCCCUGCCUCAUCCUUACCUGUUACCUCAUUGAAUCUGCCGACAACCUCUUUAUCCAUUACUAUCACAUCAACUACACCAUCAUUGGCGGUCAAAACUUCAACUAUUCCUUCACGUACAACUUCAAGCUCAUCUCUUUCAACGUCUAACUUAACUAUAAGCACUCGUAAACAAUCCAAUAAGCAGCAUUCCAUAGCAUCAGUGUUCGAUAACCUUAUUGGCAUAUCUGAAGAUGGUGCCGUUAGAGCUAAACAAGAAGCCAUUAUUAUGAGUAGGAUAGCUGAAUUAAGGAAAGAAGGUCUUUGGUCAGCAAAGAGAUUACCUAAAGUACAAGAACCUCCUAGAUCUAAAGCCCAUUGGGACUAUCUAUUAGAAGAAAUGGUUUGGUUAGCCACUGAUUUCGCUCAAGAGAGGAAAUGGAAAAAGACCGCCGCCAAAAAGUGUGCUCGGAUGGUUAUGAAGUAUCAUCAAGACAAAUGUAUGCAGGCUGAAAAGGCGGAAAGAGAAGAAGUAAUGAGGUUAAGGAGAAUAGCUACCGCUAUUUCAAGGGAGAUUAGGAAUUUCUGGUCAAAUGUUGAAAAGCUUGUUGAAUAUCGUCAACAAACUAGGCUUGAAGAAAAGCGAAAGAAAGCUUUAGAUUUACAUUUAAAUUUUAUUGUUGAUCAAACCGAGAAAUUUUCAUCUUGGCUUGCUGCUGGUUUAUCCAAACCAGCCAUUAGUACGACUGUAUCAGUCCAAGAAGGAAGUGAUAAUUGCUCCACAGUUGAGAUGAAUGUUGACUCCAAGCAGACCAGUGUUGCUGGUGAUAUCGAUUUUGAACCACAACAACUGGAUGCAUCCGAUGACGAAGAAACAAUCGCUAAGGAUGAAGAAUUAUAUGGGACAGAAGGCAAUAAGAAAGAACUCGAUUUGCUCAAGAAAGAAAGUAAUAUGCCACUUGUCGAAGUCUUGGGUAACCAAUCCGAAGUUAAGGACUCUCAAUCAACUGUGAAAACUGUCAACGAUAUUGAUGGCCAGGCUAGUCGAGAUGAUGAAGAUUAUAAGAUAGAAUCAGCUGAAGAGGAAGAUGACGAAGAAACAAUCGCCGAGCAAGAGAAACAAGAAAAGAAUAUCGAUUACUCUUCCGAAAUCAAAGAAUUAGAAGAUGAAGCAAAUAUGUCUGUUGACGAUUUGCGUGAAAAGUAUAAAGCCGCUUUAGAAAGUUCUGUCAUGUCGGACGGAGAAGAGGGCUACGAAAGCACUGGGGAAAGUGAUGAUGAAGCUGACUCCAAUGAUGAUACGGAAAAUGAAGACGCUAUCUUGACAAAUGAAGAGUCAGACUCAGAAGAGCUUGGAAUGGAAUCCUUAUUAGACGGUGAUUCGGAAAGUAAUGAAAAACCUCUCGUUAAGAUUGUUUCAGACGGCAAAGAAGAAGAGGCUGGUCCCAAUAAAGCUAUUAAUGAUAUAGCUGCUGGAGCUGAAAGUAUCAAACCCAAAGGAUUUACCUUAUCAACAGCGAAUGUUGUCACCAAAGUACCUUUUCUUCUCAAACAUACACUCAGAGAAUAUCAGCAUAUUGGUCUAGAUUGGUUGGUUGCUAUGUGUGAAAAAAAGUUAAACGGAAUCUUAGCCGAUGAAAUGGGCCUUGGUAAAACUAUCCAAACAAUCUCAUUAUUAGCUCAUUUAGCUGUUGAAAAAGGUAUUUGGGGACCUCAUCUGAUUGUUGUGCCAACUAGUGUUAUGCUCAAUUGGGAAAUGGAAUUCAAGAAAUGGUGUCCCGCUUUCAAAAUACUUACAUAUUAUGGUAAUCCAAAGGAAAGAAAAGCAAAGCGACAGGGUUGGACUAAACCAAAUAAAUUCCAUGUUUGCAUAACUUCUUACAAACUUGUAAUUCAAGACCAUCAAGCCUUUAGGAGGAAAAAAUGGAAAUAUCUUAUUCUCGAUGAAGCUCAACAUAUCAAAAACUUUAAAUCUCUAAGAUGGCAAAUGCUGUUAAAUUUUAAUUCAUCUCGUCGGCUUCUUCUUACUGGAACUCCUUUACAAAAUAAUCUCAUGGAACUUUGGUCUCUGAUGCAUUUUUUGAUGCCAAAUGUUUUCGCUUCUCAUCGAGAUUUCAAAGAUUGGUUUGUCAAUCCUGUAACUGGUAUGAUUGAAGGUAGUCACGAAUAUAACGAAGGUUUAAUCAGAAGAUUGCAUAAAUUAUUGAGGCCUUUUUUGUUACGACGUAUCAAGGAUGAAGUCGAAAAACAGUUACCAAAGAAGAUAGAACAUGUGAUUACCACUCGUCUUUCCAAGAGACAAAGAUAUUUAUAUGAAGAAUUUAUGAGUCUAGCCAAAACCAAAGAAACUCUUGCCUCUGGCAAUUUUCUUAGUGUGAUAAAUGUUCUGAUGCAACUGAGAAAAGUAUGCAAUCAUCCUAAUUUGUUUGAACCGCGGCCAAUUACCUCUCCUUUCUCUAUGGAAGGAUUAACUUACAAUACUGCUUCUGCAGUCACAACACCUUUAGAUUAUAAUCCAUUAGAAAAUAUUAAUUUAGACUCACUAAAUUUACGGUUUGUGAAUUAUUCCGUCCCCCCGUCAUCUCUUAGUGCAAUAGCACAGCAUAGGAUCAGUGAAUAUCAAGCAUCUCCUAAACUAAUAGAAGAAAUCGACUCAUCUCCAGAGCCACCUCCUAGGAUUCCUAAAGCAAAGCUACAACUUCGUAUCAACAUAAAAACAUCUGCAUCUUCCAUCACAUCUCAAUCACCGCAACUACAGAAAGGUUUUCAGCUACAACCAAGGACGUUGCCUUCUGUUCAAAUUAAAUCUUUUAAUAAUAUUCCUUUGAUAGUAGGAUCUGGUCAAACCCAGACUGCUAAUUCAAACUCAAUUCAAGGACCUAGAUUAUUUUUAUUAUCUGCUCCAAACAACUCAGCGUUUACUCCUCUCAGAACUAGUACAACAAUAGGUAGCUCAGGUGUAAUUGUGACGGACAACAGUUCACAAUUAAGCAUGAGUGGAACCACUCCUGGUAGCAUUGUAAAAAAGUUAACAUUAACCAAAUCUCUUCCUGCUGGUGUUCAAUCGAGUGUUUUAGGUAACCAACGGGUUAAAAUACCGAUUGGAAAGUUGUUACAAACAUCCACUGGCCAACAUAUUCUAGUUAAUCCUGUUCAAUCCUCAUUGGUAAAUCCAUCUUCACCCAUUGUUAUUCCUGGUAAUGUAAAUAUUGCACAAAACUCAUCCCCAAUGAGAAAUCUCAUUGAAAAGCCAUCAAAUAGUGAUAAUUCAAGUGAGAAAACUGAUUCAUCUCCAGAAAGUCAAACAAAGAUCGUUAGUGACAGAAGACUUGCUGAAAGAAGAGAAAAACUUAAAAGAAUUGCAAGGAUUAAUCAUCGUCGUUGCUCAGCUACAGCUCUUUAUGCUCCUGAUCUUAUUCAAAUGUCUACAAUCACAAACCAUCCAAGUCAAAUUUGUACACAGCCAAGAGUAGGAAGUUCUGUUUUCAGUACUGGACAAGGUUAUUUCCAUUGUAUGCACAAUCAAAAACGUGAUCAUCGCCCUAGAGAUUUUUUCUAUUACACUGAUUUUUUAACAAACAAUUUGAAGACUCCUGAAGACCUCACUUCUGAUCUCAAAGAUAUCCUCAAAAGAUAUGUUUUCCUCGUGCCGAGAGUUUCUGCACCUCAGAUUCAAAUGCACGUUUCUCAUACAAAACCUUGGAAAAUUCAGGCUGAAUUAAAUAUGAUUGAAGAUCUGCGUAAAGAACUUACUCCUAGAUGCAAUUUCCUGCAUCCAAUAAUCUCAAAUUUCAGAACACAGUUUCCUGAAUUGAGGCUGAUUCAAUAUGAUUGUGGUAAGCUUCAAAAACUAGACGAACUACUGUUCGAAUUGAAAAAAGGAGGCCAUCGGGCUUUAAUUUUCACUCAGAUGUCUCGAAUGUUGGACAUUUUCGAGCAAUUUCUCAAUUAUCAUGGGCACACCUACCUUAGAUUGGAUGGUUCGACAAAGAUUGAACAGAGACAAGCCUUAAUGGAAAGGUUCAAUGCCGAUAAAAGAAUAUUUUGCUUCAUCCUCUCUACUCGUUCGGGUGGAGUUGGUGUCAACUUGACUGGAGCUGAUACUGUGAUAUUUUAUGAUAGCGAUUGGAAUCCAACCAUGGAUGCACAAGCUCAAGACAGAUGUCAUCGCAUCGGUCAAACUAGAGAUGUCCAUAUUUACAGGUUAAUUAGUGAGAGUACUGUGGAAGAAAAUAUUUUGAAAAAAGCCAAACAAAAGCGCCUCCUUGGAGAUGUUGCUAUUGAAGGUGGUAACUUUACCACAGCCUUUUUCAAGAAAGAUAGCAUCAGUGAUCUUUUUGGUGUCGAUGUAACGGAAGCACAAUCUGAAAACAAGUCAUCUUUGCCGUCAAGUGCAGUGGAAGAAAGGAAAACUCCUAUUCCAGAGGAGAAUAAUCAAGUGAUUGCUCAAUUAGAACAGGCUUUAGGAACUGCUGAAGAAGCUUCUGAUGUUGCGGCAGCUCGAACAGCUAGAGCUGAAGCUGCAGCAGAAUACGCAGAGUUUGAUGAAUCUAUCCCUCUCGAUGUGGAACAAGAGAAGAAUGAUGAAAAAUCUCCUGCAGAAGAAGAAUUUGAAAGGCUCAUUGAACAGUUGACUCCUAUUGAGCGUUAUGCAAUGCAAUUUUUGGAAUCGAUUCAAGAGCCUAUCACUACAGAGCAGCUUAAACAAGCUGAGGAGGAAAUUGAAGCUCAUAAAAAAGAAUGGGAACUUGGACAUCUUAAAUCUUUAAAAGAAGAAGAAGAAAGAGCUACCAAUGGAAGUGAUAGUGACCAAGAUGAUAUCUUAGCCAUGUCGAGAGAAGAAGCUUGUCAGGUUUACAUUUCUUGUAAUAAUAAUCGGAUGGAACAAAUGCCUAUUUGGACUCCACCAACACCUCCUCAAGAUUCAAAUGAUUUAUAUAUCGAUUACUCUCUGGCUUUCACUUACGAAACUUCUGUUAUGCCUGAAUCUCAAAUCCCCCCUGUUUACGUUGCCAAAGAAAACAAACGUUUGAAACUAGAUCACAUGGCUCUUUCCCGUAACAAGCAGCACAAACUUAGGAAAGAAGAGAUUAUCAAUAUUCCUCGUUCAUUGUUUGAUAAUCCUUCUCCAGCUCUGCUGAAACUCCGCCGAGAGCUCAGAAUUCAAAAACUUAAAGGCUUAUACACUGGAGGUCCCGAUGUUCAUCGUCUUCAAAAGACACUUAUAUCUAUUGGGGCCAACGGCAAUCUACCUCAACCGCCUACCUUGGCUCAGCAAGCAGCUAAUAGUAAACAACCUCAAGUUUAUCUGCAAGGUCUUCAAUAUGAAAGUCAAAUUCAUUGGAAUAUUAAUGAGGACUGGGCUAUUUUACGUGUCAUCCAACUUUAUCAAGAAUUAUGCCUCAAUCUUUUGAUUCUUACUCCAGGUCAUAUUCCCAAUUGGGAUUUGGUUUCUGAUUCUGUCAACUCUGAAGCUUUCAACUUUAGAUCCCCUAAACUUUGUCGGCAUCACUAUGAGAGUGUUGUACUGCAACGUGAAGAGGGUAAACUACUGCAUGAUCCAUCCCCUAAGAAAAGUAAAAAGUUGCAGAAAGCUGCUGCGGUGGCUGCUGCUGCGGCACUCACUGCUACUCAAAAUACAACUGGUUCCCCUGUUCCUGGAGGCGCUCCAGGACAAGCAGGUUCUGCUGCACCCAAACCUAGUCAAGGCAGGCCAAUGCGAACAAGUCAUAUUUUCCUGCAAGAUGGAAAUCAUUCAUUCACCCAACUUUGCAAUUCCAGAUUUGAAACAAUUAAACAAAUAGCCAAUAAGAAGCAACCAACAGCGAAAUUAUUUUUAAAUGCAACUAGUAAAAAUCCUAAACAUAUUGCGAUGCUUGGUGAAUAUGGUAUUAGCUACGACCAACCAAUGACCCCUAUGCAAAUAGCUCAAAAUAGACUGGAAAGGUUAGCUAAGGAGAAAGCUAAAAGUCAACAACAGCAAAUCGCUGAGCAACAGUUGUUCUCAGAGGCCCAGAAGCAAAUUGCCCGUGCAAAGCAGGCUCAGCAACAGCAACAGCAACAACAACAACAACAGCAGCAGCAGCAACAGUCACAGCCCCAACAACCUCAACAGCCCCAACAACCCCAACAGCAGCAGCCACAGCAACAGCAAACAGCACAGCUUCAGAGACAAGUUUCGGUUAAUCAAAAUACUCAACAAGGAAGUAUUGUCCCUCAAAGAUUCUCCAUCGCUCAAACUCCAACUCAACUUUUUGCUAAAAAAUCCCUAGGCCAACCAGUUCAUCUGCAGCAACCAACACCUCAAGCUUCCACUUCACAAGCACAGACUCAGUCACAGACACCUCAGAAUCCUCAACAAUCGACUCAACCAUUACCUCGACCCCAGCUAUCUCAAGGCCAAAUAAUUCAGUUGAUUCUCUUGAAAUCUUUCAAUAAUCAAGGUCAUUAACUGUAUUUAUUGCAUCCAUAAUCUAUCAUCAACCUCAAUUGUCAAUUGAAUCCUGUCAAUUUUGAAUUGGCAACAAAAAUCCAUCCCUAAAAGACAAUCAAAAAAUGUAAUGUUUUUCAUUAAUAAACCAUGAACUUUCAGCGGUUUAUAAACAAUCA
Tetranychus urticae (two-spotted spider mite) is the source of this 7865-nucleotide messenger RNA. RefSeq names its product domino helicase (gene dom). The record is from RefSeq and is a predicted model, not a curated record. Gene Ontology annotation, cellular component: Swr1 complex. Gene Ontology annotation, molecular function: histone binding; ATP binding; ATP hydrolysis activity. Gene Ontology annotation, biological process: chromatin remodeling. Lineage: Eukaryota; Metazoa; Arthropoda; Arachnida; Trombidiformes; Tetranychidae.